AUGAAAGCUAUUGUAGUCUUAUUAGCCCUCGCGGCUUUGGGGAGCGCUAAGCCUCAAUACAUCGAAAUGUUGAACAAGUUGGGUGAGCUGGACUUCAAACAGAUGUUCGCUGAUUUAAAAAAAGAGUCCGAAGUACAAGACAUCAUUGAAUAUUUAGACAACCUCACGAUCGACGUUGACUACUACGUCGAUAAUUUACAAUGGAUUAUCCAAAAGUUGCACGCAAACGACACAGCCGGUAUCCCCGGUGUGGAUUUCCACCACAGAACUCGUCGUCACCCCAUGACAGGCACCACAAUGAUAACAUCCCUUGCGGAUACCGUGAGCAUGCUUCCUAUUAGACAACUCCGUGCUACUUUCAACGAAAAAAUGGCCAAGAACGAAUUAUUCAGAACUGCCAUCGAAGGACUCAAAAGCGAUCGUUUUUUGACACUCUACAAGGCUCUCUGGAAGAACCAAGCAUUCCUUAAAGUUAGCGAUACUUUGGCUGAUUAUCAUUUUGACCUAAAAUAUAUAUUUGAAGAGUUGGCUUUAUCUCUACUUGGUCAAAACGACCCUGUCCAGGUGACAUUCCAAAUUCAAUUUGACGAAUUCGUAGACAUCAUUGUUAACAUGGAAUCACCACACUGGCUGCGUCAACUUGGGGGUUACAAGUCAUUCCCUGAAUUCAGGAAAAGCUUAGAUGCCUUGUCAAAGACUAAGCUAGUUGACCACUACCCAAGAAUUGGCGCGGAUAGUCCUGCUUUCGCAAAGGUUGAUAGAUUCUUGAAAAGACAUGGCAUCUUUGUUGCAUACUGGGCUGAUCGUACUGACUUCCUCACGGAAUACUUCGCUAAGAACGACCACGCUAUUGGCUGUAAUGAGAUUAUUCCAACCCAAGAAUCCCACAGAUCCCGCCGUCACCCAAUGACAGGAAGAACCAUGCACACAUUUUUGGCUGACACCGUCAGUCUUCUCCCAAUCAGACAGCUUCAAUCUCUCUUCAACGAAAAAAUGGAAAACAACGCAAUAUUCAAAAACGCCAUUGAAGGUCUGAGAACUAAUGACUUCAAAGAACUGUAUAAUGCUCUCUGGACCGACACCGAGUGGAUGAACCUCGUCGAUGAACUAAGGACCAAAUAUGACUUUGAUCUUAAAUACGUUAUUGAAGAACUAGCUCCUGCUCUGUAUGGACAAAACGUACCACUGUACACAUCAUUCCAAACUCAAUUUGACGAAUUUUUUGAAAUCAUCAUUGCAAACGCAGGAGACACUAUCAACGGCUUACUUGAGGCCUACAAACAAAACGAUGCCUUCAAGACUAGCUUGGACACCCUUGACAACACAGUUUUCAUCCAGCUCUACCAAGACUUGCGCAAGCUUCAAGUUUUCCAAACACUUGAUGCCUACUUGAAGCGCAACGACGUCUAUGUUCCCUACUACAUCGACAGAUUCGAAUAUCUGACAUAUCGUUUAAACACAAACGUGACCGCAGUCGGAGAUCUUGAAAUUAAGAAGCAGUCUGCAAGUACCCGUAAAGAUGUCACACCCAGUGGCACCACCCUGGCAGACUUCCUUGCUGAUGUUGUCAAUAUUCUACCCAAAUCGGAAUUGGCGGCUUUAUACACGAAGAAAAUGUCAGAAAACACUGUAUUCUCGACCGCUGUUAAUUCGUUGACAAGUGCCGAAGGAAAGAAAAUGUACAACGACCUUUGGCAAAACAGAACUUUCCAGGCUGUUGCAAACGCAUACGCCAACUUCGACUUUAACUUUAGAUACAUUUUCGAAACCUUCGUGCCUGCUCUUUACGGACAGUAA
Molecule: messenger RNA, 1797 nt
Organism: Pieris macdunnoughi
Lineage: Eukaryota; Metazoa; Arthropoda; Insecta; Lepidoptera; Pieridae
Source: the annotation of a GenBank genome assembly